AGCAAUAUGCCGAACGAGAAGAAGCCUUCACACGGCUGGGUGAAACGCCGAUGCACUUUGGGCGUGACUUCGAAUGUGACAUGCACCAAGAUCUCCUCUGGGCUGUGUAAGUCGGGAGCUGCAUUUAAGGUAGCGGCGUCCGGCUCGGCUCUGCACAGUGGGGAGUGGCUGUCGCAAAACUGUGGGUUUUCCUGCUUCUCCAUUUUCUCUGUCAGUGCUUCCACCCUCACGAUUCACACGCAUCUCUCCCAGCCCAGUCAGCCAUUACAGCCAAUUCUGCAGAUUGAUCCCAGACCCAGUCCCAGAAUUGAAUUCCGUGCACUCUGCUCUAUCAUGAGCCUCUCAUAAACAUCCACAGCCACGACAAGAUGGCUCCUGAGCUCUCAUCAAACUGGAAAAAGUUGCAGGCUCAGAUAAAGACUGAGCCGUCCUCUGCGCCCAAGAAGCCGCCGCCACAGGCAGCGCAGCAGAAGCCCGCAAAGAGAAAAGCCACAGAAGACGCAACACAGAUCUCGAAGAAACACAAGCCCAGCAGUACACUGCCCCCCAAGAAGCAGGCUGAGAACAAACGGCAGCGCAACUGGCCCGUGAGACAACCACCGCCUUCCUCGUCUUCGUCGAUGGGCGUAACCCAGUCCUCCGCCAUCCCCAAUGGCACGCCGGCGACAAUAAAGCCAUCACUGGCACUAUGGGCCGACGACAAUGGCAUAUCAUCAGAAGCCUUGGCCGAAGCAUACAACCUCGGCGUCAAGGACAACGCGCUGCUGAGGGCGGGAAGCGAGGCAGAGAAACACCGCGUCAAUGAAGGAUUGGCCCCAGGCCUCAAGAUCGGCGAUGUCGGCAAGUACAUUGGGCUGGACUGUGAGAUGGUCGGCAUUGGGCCGGAUGGGUACGACCACGCCCUGGCGCGGGUGAGCGUGGUCGACUUCCAUGGGAAGCAGGUGUACGACUCGUUUGUGCGGCCGCGCGAGAAAGUGACGGACUGGCGGACGAGCAUUACGGGCAUCACGACGCGGCACAUGCGGACCGCGAGGGACUUUGACGAGGUACAGAAGGUCAUUGCAGAGCUGCUCAAGGAUAGGAUACUGGUCGGGCACGACAUUCGACACGAUCUCGCCGUGCUCAUGCUCAGCCACCCCACACACCAGAUUCGCGACACGGCGAGGUUCUCAGGGUACAGGAAGUAUGGACAUGGGCCGAAGCCAGCGCUGCGGGUGCUUGCGCGGGAAGUGCUGGGCGUGGAGAUUCAGGGUGGUGUCCAUUCGAGCAUCGAGGAUGCCAGAGUCGCGAUGCUACUCUUCCGGAAGAAGAAGCCCGAGUUCGAUGUCGAGCACGCGCACAAAUUUAGCAGAUUCGUCAAUGAUGAUGAUGAAGAGCUUGGGGCCAGCGCAGGGGCAAAAGGCAAAGGCAGGACGAAAGCUGCGGGAGGGAAGAAGAAGAAAAGGCAUUAGCGAGCAAUCUUUGAGCAACAUGGACUAGCGCAUCAUAAUACCCAAACGAUACACACUG
This is a messenger RNA of Microdochium trichocladiopsis, 1509 nucleotides long. RefSeq names its product RNA exonuclease 4. The record is from RefSeq and is a predicted model, not a curated record. The coding region runs from base 369 to 1451 and encodes 360 amino acids. Gene Ontology annotation, molecular function: 3'-5' exonuclease activity; nucleic acid binding. Gene Ontology annotation, biological process: rRNA processing; ribosomal large subunit assembly. NCBI's taxonomy places the organism in Eukaryota, Fungi, Ascomycota, Sordariomycetes, Xylariales, Microdochiaceae. Gene Ontology annotation, cellular component: nucleus. The transcript has a single exon.